Messenger RNA from Symphalangus syndactylus (siamang), 5044 nucleotides. It is a transcript of the gene SMIM14, whose product is annotated as small integral membrane protein 14. Gene Ontology annotation, cellular component: endoplasmic reticulum. NCBI's taxonomy places the organism in Eukaryota, Metazoa, Chordata, Mammalia, Primates, Hylobatidae. The record is from RefSeq and is a predicted model, not a curated record.
GAGCCCUCAUCAUGAGGAGUAGCCCUUAUAAAAGAGGGCUCAGAGAGCCGCUUGCCUCUUCCACCAUAGUAGGACACAGUGAGAAGGCACCAUCUACCAACCAGAGAGUGGGUCCUCAGCAGACACUGAAUCUACCGGUGCCUUGAUCUUGGACUUCCUAGCCUCCAGAACCAUGAGAAAUUUAAACAGUCAAGUAAAAUCAAGCUGGGUAAUCAUGGCAGAAGGUGGAUUUGAUCCCUGUGAAUGUGUUUGCUCUCAUGAACAUGCAAUGAGAAGACUGAUCAAUCUGUUACGGCAGUCCCAGUCCUACUGCACAGACACAGAGUGUCUUCAGGAAUUACCGGGACCCUCUGGUGAUAAUGGCAUCAGUGUUACUAUGAUCUUAGUGGCCUGGAUGGUUAUUGCAUUGAUCUUGUUCUUACUGAGACCUCCUAAUCUAAGAGGAUCCAACCUACCUGGAAAGCCAACCAGUCCUCAUAAUGGACAAGAUCCACCAGCUCCUCCUGUGGACUAACUUUGUGAUAUGGGAAGUGAAAAUAGUUAACACCUUGCACGACCAAACCAACGAAGAUGACCAGAGUACUCUUAGCCCCAUUAGAACUGUUUUUCCUUUUGUAUCUGCAAUAUGGGAUGGUAUUGUUUUCAUGAGCUUCUAGAAAUUUCACUUGCAAGUUUAUUUUUGCUUCCUGUGUUACUGCCAUUCCUAUUUACAGUAUAUUUGAGUGAAUGAUUAUAUUUUUAAAAAGUUACAUGGGGCUUUUUUGGUUGUCCUAAACUUACAAACAUUCCACUCAUUCUGUUUGUAACUGUGAUUAUAAUUUUUGUGAUAAUUUCUGGCCUGAUUGAAGGAAAUUUGAGAGGUCUGCAUUUAUAUAUUUUAAAUAGAUUUGAUAGGUUUUUAAAUUGCUUUUUUUCAUAAGGUAUUUAUAAAGUUAUUUGGGGUUGUCUGGGAUUGUGUGAAAGAAAAUUAGAACCACGCUGUAUUUACAUUUACCUUGGUAGUUUAUUUGUGGAUGGCAGUUUUCUGUAGUUUUGGGGACUAUGGUAGCUCUUGGAUUGUUUUGCAAAUUACAGCUGAAAUCUGUGUCAUGGAUUAAACUGGUUAUGUGGCUAGAAUGGAACAGAGAAAAAAAUGAAAUGGUUGUUUACUAAUUUUAUACUCCUAUUAAAAAUCUCUAAUGUUAAGAAAACCUUAAAUAAACAUGAUUGAUCAAUAUGGCAGAUGAUUUACAGUCCAUUAUAUGACAUUUAUAAGCCACUCAACACUAGCCUUACAAGGUUCAUGAAAGGAGGAAAACAUUAAUUCUUUCUGCCUUUGCUGGUAUAAUCCACAUAGUAAUAAUUUAAGCUAUAAUUUAUUUUUAAAAUGAGUGCCUCUUGGGAAGCUUCUUUUCUGUUCUAACACUUCCCUGUUAAAAUGAAAAUCUUAGGCCGUUGCGGUGGCUCACACCUGUAAUCCCAGCACUUUGGGAGGCCGAGGUGGGUGGAUCACUUGAGGUCAGGAGUUCGAGACCAGCCUGGCCAACAUGGUGAAAGCCCAUCUCUACUAAAAAUACAGAAAAAUUAGCCAGGGUUGGUGCAUGUGCCUGUAAUCCCAGCUACUCAGGAGGCCGAGGCAGGAGAAUUGCUUGAACCCGGGCAGUGGAGGUUGCAGUGAGCCAAGAUCGCACCACUGCACCCCAGCCUAAGCGACAGAGCAAGACUCCCUCUCAAAAAAAAAAAAAAAAAAAGAAAAGAAAAGAAAAUCUUAAAGCUGUAUUAGGGCCUGUUAGGUUACUGACAUUUGAAUGCCUAUUUACUUAUUUACUACGUUGAGUCUUUUUUUAUCCUCUGACCUAUAAAAAAUUUUAAUAAAUUACUGGUUUACUUCAAGGGAAAAGAAGGAAAAUGAGAAACAAACAUCUUUUUUUCACUCCUUAUCUCAUUACUGUUUGGUGAUGGGAUGGAUUGGGGUAGGAAGGAAUGUCAAUAUGAGAGAAAUUUUCAAAUGUAUAAAAAAGUAAAAGGUUGUAUUGUUUUGCUCAGUUUGAAAUAAAGUGAAUACCAAUAGCACUUAAAAAUGUCUGCAUGGGCUGGGCACGGUGGCUCACGCCUGUAAUCCCAGUACUUUGGGAGGCCGAGGCGGGCGAAUCACCUGAGGUCAGGAGUUCGAGACCAGCCUGAUCAACAUGGUGAAACCUCGUCUCUACUAAAAAUGCAAAAAUUAGCCAGGUAUGGUGGUGUGUGCCUAUAAUCCCAGCUACUAGGGAGGCUGAGGCAGGAAAUCGCUUGAACCUGGGAGACGGAGGUUGCAGUAAGCUGAGAUCGCGCCACUGCACUCCAGUCAGGGCGACAGAGCGAGACUCUGUCUCAAAAUAAAUAAAUAAAAAUGUCUGCAUGACCCAUGUGGUUAUGAAGUUUUUUUCCUAGCAAAUGAUUACAGAUUAUUUAUGGGGGCUAGAAGAUAUUUUGCUAUCAAUGUAAGGAUUUUUUUUCCCCUUAGGUCAGUCUAUUCACUGUUUAGAUCUGAUAAAUUACUUCUAUGAAUUGAAUAAAUUCUCUGUAUCAUUGUACUGUUUAAUAGUCUCUGACACAGGCCGGGCGUGGUGGCUCACGCUUGUAAUCCCAGCACUUUGGGAGGCCGAGGCGGGCGGAUCAUGAGGUCAGGAGAUCGAGACCACGGUGAAACCCUGUCUCUACUAAAAAUACAAAAAAUUAGCCGGGCAUGGUGGCGGGCGCCUGUAGUCUCAGCUACUCGGAGAGGCUGAGGCAGGAGAAUGGCAUGAACCUGGGAGGCGGAGCUUGCAGUGAGCCGAGAUUGCGCCACUGCACUCCAGCCUGGGCGACAGAGCUAGACUCUGUCUCAAAAAAAAAAAAAAAAAAAAAUAGUCUCUGAUACAAUUGUGAUACUCAUAAGGUAUUUUUUCCCCCUUUAUUAUUAUUACAUUCUAGAUCAUAAACAUUGUAAGGGCAUCUUUUCAUUAUAUAAUCCAAUAUUGAUUGUUUGAAUUCCUCCUUGUACAUCCUGGCUUUGUGCUUAAUUUCUUGAAAUAAUAUAACCAACUCUAAAUUACUUGUGUUGAUAGAUGGGUAACAUAACACAGGUAAGUUAAAUCUUGGAUAAAUGAGCCCCACAGACUGAAGGUUUUUCCUCUUGCUGUGGCCUACUGGAAGCCUUCCUAACUCUGUAGCUGGUAAAGUACAGCAGAAAGGGCCAGAAUGGCUUAAGAUGGAGCUAAAUCCCUAUAGCAUUCCAUUUUCUGCUCUUGCCUCUUGAACUUAAAAGGCUUGCCCAUAUAUCCUAACAAUCUGUUCUCUGAGCUGCUAGAAGGCCAAUCCCUGGCAAGAGAUAUUGAUGUAGUCACUGAAUCUAUGGCUCACAAAUAAUUGAAAAUUGGCUUUGGGAGCUGGGCGCAGUGACUCAUGCCUGUAAUCUCAGCACUUUGAGAGGCUGGGGCGGGUGGAUCACUUGAGGUCAGGAGUUUGAGAUCAGCCUGGCCAACAUGGUGAAACCCCAUGUCUACAAAAAAUACAAAAAUUAACUGGGUUUGGUGACACGGCCUGUAGUCUUAGCUACUCGGGAGGCUGAGGCAGGAGAAUCGCUUGAGCCUGGGAGACAGAGGUUGCAGUAAGCCAAGAUGAAAUAUUCUUGUUGACCUAGUAAUUUAUAUUAUUCUAUUUAAUUCUUAAAGCUUCUACCUAUGGCCUUUUUAUUGAGCACACUCUUAAAUCAUUAUUUGGCUUGUAAACAUUCAUCUGAAUUGCUACAAUCCUUUUUAAAUAAUCUAGGAAAAAAGAAAGAUAAAGGUUACAUUUUCACAGUUUUGGCUCUUAAACACAUUCCACAAAUGCCAUUAAUAAUUUAUUUUGUUUUAGGCCAGUCAUGGUGGCUCAUGCCUGUAAUCCCAGCAAUUUGGGAGGCUGAGGCAAGAACUGCUUGAGCCCAGGAGUUUGAGACUAGCCUGGGCAACAUAGCAAGACCCUGUCUCUACCAAAAAAAAAAAGGUUUAUUUUGUUUUAGAGUCAUUUAAUGUUUUUUUAUGCACAGUAAUAGUGGCAGGUUGUUUUGUUUCUUUCUUUUUUUUUUUUUUUUUUUUUUUGCUUUCCAUAUGGGAAAGGUUAACAUUGGAACUGUUUCUAGUAAAAGAUUUUUUUCAGGCUGGGCACAGUGGCUCAUGCUUGUAAUCCCAUCACUUUGGGAGACCGAGGGAGCCGGAUCACCUGAGGUCAGGAGUUCAAGACCAGCCUGGCCAACAUGGAGAAACCCCAUCAUCUCCACUAAAAAUACAAAAGUAGCUGGGUGUGGUGGUGCAUGCCUCUAAUCCCAGCUACUUGGGAAGCUGAGGCAGGAGAAUCACUUGAACCUGGGAGGUGGAGGUUGCAGUGAGCCAAGAUCACGCCAUUGCACUCCAGCCUGGGCAACAAGAGUGAUCUGUCUCAAAAAAAAACAAAACAAAAGAUGUUUUGCAUUUUUUUCAUGUUAUCUAUCCAAGCACUGUCCCAUGGUCAGCAAGUCAUAUUUUACAAUUUGGAUUUUCCAAAAUAAUUAUUGAAUACAGCUAUUCUAUGGUUACUUUUAAUGUUUUUGUGGUAUGUGGUGUGGGAGUGUUUAUGGAAUUACCAGUAUCUUAAAUUUUCAAAGGAACCUUGGAAGUCUAUCACUCUAAAUGAAAGUCUGUCACUACGUGAAUUAUGUGCUCAAAUUUGACCAACUCAGUUUAAGACACAAAACAGUAAUUUGAAGAAGGAAAAAUGAAGAGAGUUUAUAGUUUAAUGCGUUAAAUUUUUGUUGUUGCAAUAGUAAAUUUAGUCUUCUUAUAAUAUUUCUAAAUGAAAAAUCAUAGGUAUUUGUUACCACGUGUGAAGAUUACUUUGUUAAAAGCAAAAGUGGUUGUGUGAUAUGCUAAAUAUUAAUUACUGUUUUUAUAUGUUUAAAUCAUGCCAAACAAAUUAUGUCUGUGCCAUCCAGGGUCUGUUGUUAAUCUUUUUCUGAGUACUUGGAUUGGGAUAAAGGGCUUGUACUAUGCACUUUUUAUUAAUGAAUAAAUAGAAAACGUUAGUAACA